This is a messenger RNA of Metarhizium brunneum ARSEF 3297, 2892 nucleotides long. Lineage: Eukaryota; Fungi; Ascomycota; Sordariomycetes; Hypocreales; Clavicipitaceae. The record is from RefSeq and is a predicted model, not a curated record.
AUGGCUGGUCUAGGCGGCUCUAAGGCUGAGCCGCCGCCUACAUCAACUGGGGGAUGGGAUUUCCUUCUCAAACCCUUUGGCCGACCAACAGACGAGAGGAGUUUACCAACAUCGGAGCCCGAUCAAAUCCUCAACUCGAAACUGGAAGAGGAGCCUUCAAAGACUGUAAAAUCUGUUGGUGACGAGGACUCCAGGAGGGCUGUCAUUGGACUACCCCGAGCUCAAACCCUCAAGAGGCGGUUGUCGGAACAGAGGGUUAACUUAGAACCUGUGCUUCCCACACCAGAUGAACGAAGAGCUGCGUCAGAGGACAGGCGAAGCGCACAAUCAUACAUGGGACAAGCCAUUUUGCCACAUUGUAGCCCUCGUUCAACUGUCCCUGGAACUUUUAGCCCCUCUACCUCAUCACUCAACGGCUAUGGUUCAGAUUUAUCUUCUCAAUUGCCAAGCGACCCCGGCCAUUACGAGCUAUCUAACCACAUCAUGGAUCAAGAACAACUUAAUUUGGAAAGUCGCUGUUACGACGGAGUGCCGAAAGAUGCAGCGUCAGUAGCUGACUCGAUAGACGAAGCCACGCUUGCAGAAGAGUUGACACAAAAAUGGAUUCUGAACCUGAGUAUGCACUUUCGUGAUGGAUCAAAACGCGAAAAAUUCUUUGUCACGUACCGAGAGAAAGAAUACCUUUGGAGAAGAGUCACAAUCUCUCUCGAUUAUCGCAGCGUUCCACCCAACUCUCUUGAAUGGAAGCUGUCUCAUACUAGCGAACAAAGAGAAAAGAACGCCAAGAUAUAUGAAGCCAUCCGUGGGAGCAUUCCAGUCAUCCGAUUUUUCGAUACCGUAACGAAUUUGAAACUUCAAACAACAGACGACCGGCUACAUAUCCAUGUUGUCGAGGACUUGAAUGAGGUCAUCCACUUCCCUACUGCUGAUCAAGUCAAGCACCUUAAAUGUGACUUCUUUCGGGAAAGUGACAUCGUUUUUGACUCUCAUCUGUCGGGCUUCGUUUACAAAGUUCAUGUCGAUGGAAAAGCCCUAAUUAAGAAGGAAAUUCCGGGCCCUGAGACCAUGGAGGAGUUCUUGUACGAAGUCAACGCACUCGGUAAUCUGCGCGAUUCUAAAGACAUCGUUCGACUUCACGGACUUGUUAUUGACGACUUCAGUGACCAAAUCAAGGGCCUCCUCAUCACAUAUGCUGAGAAAGGUUCCCUGCUGGAUGUAAUAUACGAUAACUGCAAGGAACGGGAAUUGGGCAUAUCCUGGCCGAGGAGACAACGAUGGGCACGACAAAUUGUGCGAGGUCUAAAUGACAUUCAUGAGUUGGGGUUUGUACAAGGAGACUUUACGCUGAACAACAUCGUAGUCGAUGCUGCUGGCGAUGCAAAGAUAAUCGACAUAAACAGAAGAGGAUGCCCGGCGGGAUGGGAACCACCAGAAUUGAAAGUGCUCAUCGAAGCCCACCACCGCACUUCCCUGUAUAUUGGUGUCAAGUCUGACCUUUUCCAACUGGGGAUGGUGUUAUGGGCAUUGGCCAUGCUCGAUGACGAGCCAGAAGCCCAUGGGAGGCCAUUGAUGCUAGGACCAGAGAUAAAUAUUCCAGAUUGGUAUCGUCAAAUGACCGAAAUAUGCCUUGAUCCCGACCCAAGAAAGAGGCUGGCGCCAUCAGACCUCUUGAGAAUGUUCCCACCCGACAUAGAGGGACGCAAGGGAUCGACAGUUACUGCCGACGAGAGUCGCUCUUCAGAUGGAUACAGCGUCGAUUACCCGCCUCACACGCAGCAGUACAUCAAAACAGUGUCACCGUCAAAUGGCUGGCAAUGUUCUGGCAAGACUUACGUCAAUACAAGCCCAGAUAUGUACGGACCACAAUCUCCCAUGCGCGGUCGUUCGCCCCCUAGUUCACCACCUAGCGCUUUCGAUGGGUAUGAUUCGUCAGGGAAAGUCUGCAGCAGUACCUCUUGGGCAGCUAACAAAAGUGUCCGGCCCUCAUACAGCGACAUAGACGAGGACAGCACUACAGAGGCAGGAAAGGUUGUCGAUGUAGGGCUACGACCUGAAACACCCCUCUCGCUGGGGCAGUACGACAUCGAUUCGGCUGCUUAUCUCCCCACCGACAUAAGACUGGAAGAUAUCAGCCCGAAACGGUCAACAAUACCAGUUAUGGACAGAAAGCCCUCUUUGGGCGAUGGUUUGCAGACGAUAUCGACACCAAAACUGGAGAGGCAAGACACUGCGAUUCACGCCCCAACUAGGCACGACACAGCAGAAACGCAACUACCCAAAAGCACACCUAAGAUUGAGGACAGUCACUUGGCUGAGUCGCUUAGUGGGCACGUGGAUGAGCUGACGGCCGAUAUGACUACCGCAACCGAGAUGGUCGAUAUGCACACUGUUUCGGACGCACAUGAGAUUAAAACCAUGGAAAGCGAUGCAGACGGCGGUGUCUCGCUAGUGCUAGGGCAUGUUCCCACUGCUCAUAGGCUGCAGUCACACAGCGACCUCCAUUCUGAGGCCCAACAGGAUGUCCAACAAAAUAAGAGGCCUCCUGAUGUCAAUUCAUGCCGUUCAGUUGCCAUGCAAAUCGACCCCAGCAUGAAUAAGUCGACGAUGAAUACAGGGAGGGAAACGUCCACCGACAGUGCCGUGUCAAACAAACUACACACACGUUCGGCAUAUAAUCACCGUGAGGAGGCUCGAUUAGGAGAUUUUCGAAUACGCUCAUCGAUACCCGACUCUGUGUCCGGAUCCCAUCUACAUCAACGCCCGAUAUCAAUCCCCGUUGUAUUAACAGGCGUCGGCGCGGGCUUAUCCAUCGAGUACGACACGAUUGGACUCGGAAAUAUGGUUACCGUUGACGAUGAUUUCGACGCGUUGGCACGACCUGCUACCGUGUAA